CAUCUUAUUAUAUCCGGUUGCUGUGUCCUGUGUUUCAUAAAAUGGUCAAAGUCAUGGUCAUUUUCGUUAAAAAUAGACCCAGCUCUUGUUUUUCUUCGAUUGUACAGUUGCAACAUAAAGAUAAUCUGACAAAGUUAUCUGAUCUGCACGUUCAUCUUAAUGCCUGUGAUUUGGUGAAAGAUUCAUACUCCAAUAGGGUGGAAUGGACACCUUUACCAACUUCAAAUUCAGGCCUAAACAAAUGGUGGAAAACUGAUUCCAUACAUCAUGUAUUGUAUCAAAUCUGCGAUGUAUAAAAAUGCCACCGCCUUAAAGCCGAGUAAAAACUUCCAAAUUGUCAAAGGACAGUUUUUAUGGACCACAAGCAAGGUACCUAGGACAAAUUAUGAGAUCUUGGGAGUUAGAGAGGAUGCCACAAUUAAAGAAAUAAAAAAUGCCUACUUUGAUUUGUGCAAAAAGACCCAUCCAGACAAAAAUUCAGACACAAAGAAUGCACAGAACUUUAUGGAAUUAAAUGAAGCGUACAACAUUUUAAUCAGUGACAGGAAAAGAUCUCAGUACGACAAUAAACUAAGAAUAGAAAAGUAUUAUGCUGAAGGAGGGAUGCCUUUUGAUGAAGUCAAAGACACUGUUAAUUAUGCUCCUUUCCUGAGGAUUUUCAUCCUUAUUGUUUAUGUGAUGGGGUUAACUCAGUUUGGUAAAAAAUCUCGACAAAAUGGGAAUCUCCGAGAUGAAUGGAGACCUUUGGAAUCUUCCAAAUGAGUUUCCUUCUAUAGCAGUGUCAGUAAAUAUGUUACGAUGAUGUCCAGAGCAACAAAUCAAUGAACUGAUUUCAUAUGUAACAGUAAUUAGAUUCUAAUGGACAUGUGUCAUGUUUUCCAAAAAAACAUGUUUCUUUAAAACGUAUUUUGCAUUUGAUGUCAUUUAAAUUAGGCACAACAUUGUUAUAAAAUGAAGAUAUAGAUAUAUAUUUGAAUUAUUUUUAUUGGUGUUUGUUGAAUUGUUGACAGUAAAGAUACUGAAAAA
Molecule: messenger RNA, 1026 nt
Organism: Ostrea edulis (European flat oyster)
Lineage: Eukaryota; Metazoa; Mollusca; Bivalvia; Ostreida; Ostreidae
Product: chaperone protein DnaJ-like
Exons: 7
Coding region: 268-762 (164 amino acids)
Source: RefSeq, a predicted model, not a curated record